UUACUGCUUGAGAGUCCCCGGGUUCGCAGAAAACAAGUAGAAAUGAUUAACAUUACUGUCUUCUUUGCAGGCGUCUCUAAAAAUUGUCAUUCGAAGUCUUCUGAGAAAUGGAGAUUAGGAUCCCUCGUCUAUCCCAAACACACCGUGUCUGCUCGCCAACAAGCAACACGCUGGGCUGCAAAGAAGGGAAGAAAGGAAAGAAAUAGAGAAAGCCAGACAGCAAACAAGAAACAGAAAGAGAAAGGGAGGGAAAGAACGGAGCUAAGGAGGAAGCGGAAUAAAGGAAAGGAAAAGGAAAGGACGAGAGGAAGGAAAAGACAGAAGGAUGGAGGCCAGCGGAGAGCAGGCCGUGGCUCCUCAGCCGGCGGAGGGCCGGAGGUCCCAGGCCCAGGGGAGGAUGCUCCAGCUGCGUAGCCCGCACCCGGCGCCGCGCCUUCCCGGCGGCUCAGCAGCUCAGAGUGAACACAGCGGGAGAAAGGAGCGGGCGAUAGACAGAAGGAAGCGGAGCGGAGAGGGCCAGGCGGGAAGGGGGUUGAGCGCGAAGACGUUGAGGGGCCGCGGGGUGAAGAGUGCCCGAGCGAGCGCGGACGAGGAAGAGGCCAGACGACCCCCGCCAGCGGAGCUCAGAGGCGGCGCGGGGUACCGCGCGGUUCCGGGUGUCGGGCUCCAUAUGCAACAGCGCCAUGUUCGCGUUGCCCUUCGCCGCGGUGGCUUUGCUUUUAUUUAUCCCGCGGCAGGGACCCACGCCAGAGAGCUUUUGCAACUUGGGCAGCUUCCGGGCAGCGCGCAGGCGAGGCAGCAGGAUUGCAGGGCCUCGGGCCUGUCUAUGCAAAGCUGCAGGACUGCAGGGCUGCAGGACUGCAGGGCCCAGCCGGGGACCCGCGGCCUGUCCCCUCCUUGCCCCUUGCGCCCCUGUGCUGCAGUCAGGUCUCGGGCGCAUCACCCCUGGGAGCACGCGCCCUGGACAUUCGUCCCGGAGGGUGUGCGUGUGUGCAGACGGGAGGGGCACUGGAAAGACCAAGGACACCCUGAGGUCUAGCUGGGGUACAGCGGGGCGUGACAGCCCGACGGCCAGCCUUCCGGAGAGGACUGGGCUGCCACGCGGAUCCCGCUGGGCGCUCACUGUCACCUGAGCUCAGCAGCCAGACAAGACCCUUCACUCCAAGUCCCAUCCUCGCCAACGCUGGGGAAGUGCCUGGAUUUCCGUCGUCCCCUCUCGGUUCCAGGGACCGUGGGGACCCGGCGGGAGGCCACAAGCGAGGACUGGGUGUCUGGAGCCCGGCUCCAUCGGGACACCAGCGCAGUGGACCAGGCGGCGGCCUCCGGGCUUCAUCCCGCGCAAGGCAAAGGGCUCAGUCUGGACGCGACGGCUCCUUCAAGUCUGGCCAUCACCACUGGGUGACAGAUCUCCGCGCGGGUGGCCGGACCCCCUUCCUACGUCCGCUGGGUGGGGCACCAGCUCACCCGGUCCUCCUUUCCUGACCAGGUCUGUCCAGAGUCAUGCCUGCCGCCCAUCCCGGGUCAUUUUCAGACCCGGGAAUUCAGAAACGCCCCCAAAACUUGGUACUCCCCAAACUCCCCCAGCGCAGAAAAGCAGCGCCCUCGAACCCGGGGAUCCCCAAGCCACCAAAGUGGUUUAUGCACUGACGCCAGCUUCGGGUGCUGUAACCUGGUUACUAUAUUGCUACAUUCUCAACAGACCUUUCACUUUUGAAAUGGCAUUUAAGUUACAUUCAACAGUUCAUCCUUCACAUAUCUACUUUUUCAGGCUAUUUUUCAGAAGGAAAAGAUCUCUUUCCCAAGCAGGAAAAACAGAUUUCUUUUAUUCUUCUGUUAGAAUAUUUGCAUUAAAAUGCAGGCUUCAAAUUGCUUAAGAGAAGCCUCAGACUGGCCUCUUUAGUCACAGGGGGAAAUCCCUUCCCUGUGUUUUUGUGAAAUGCAAAAGCUAAAAUUUCAAAAUGAAAUAGCUAUGUGGUGGGUUCAGGGUGCUCCACAAAAUUAAGAACUGACAAUGUCAACAACUUGAAAGGCCUACUUUAGACCAUCUAGCUAUGCUCGCACAGAUUCUUCUAUUAAAGAAUUAAAGCAUCCGUUACUGAUGUAGACAUUUACCAUUUGACAAGAGAUGGCAUUUUAAGUUGAGCAUCACCCACAGGCUCAUGUCUCUACUGUCUCCUGGAUAUUCUUACUAAUCCUUCCAGCUUCCCUGUUUACAGGCAAGUUUGCUUGUUAUUCACCAGGUGGAUUUUAAUUUAGCCAGAAUUCUUUAAAAAUACCAUUUCCCAAAAGCCAUUUAGGAAGGCCAUUUUAUGACAGACAAAUACUAGAGUAAGGCUUAAAGUAAACUGCUUUCCCACCUCUCAAGGACUACGUGGAGGUCGUAGUCUUCUUGGCGGAAUUCUGUCCACUCUUGAAUCUAGUCAUUUAAUAUAACUGAUGACAUUUCAAGGCCUACUUUGCCUUUAAAAUCAUUGAAAAACGUUUGUUAAACUUAUUUAUUAAACUCCUAAGAGAACAUUGGGUUUCUUGCCAGGAGGCGGAUGCUGAUCAGUGUUCAAUAUAGAACAAAAUUAUCACAUUAAUGCAUACCACUUCUAAUGCCUAAUGUGCUAGUAUUGCUGAAUAGUACAUAAUUCAAAAGGAAAACAUCUCUAUUUGAUAGGUUUAUUAUGUAAAAAAGGCAUAUAAUCCCUGUCCCAGAAUAAAGCAAAAUAGAAUUUUAAGUAGAGCUCUUAAGUUUUAUUCAAAAUGCAUUUAGACAGCUAUGUACUAGAAAUUACCACCAGAGCACUUUUUGAGCAAGAUAAUUCUUAGGGCAAAAACAUGAAUUCACAAAUGUCCAAUAUAUGACAGUCAACCUAUAACAAUGCAAUCUUCACAAAAAUAUGUUGACUUUUAUAUUUAAUGUUAUUGGCCUAUGUGUCAUUCAAAGUCUUAAUAAUGCAAUGCAUUAAAUAUUUGGAAGGCAUUUCUUUAGAAUUGUUAUAUUACAAGGCAUAAAUACUUCAACUCAUUGAAAUAUGUUUUCUAGGUGUAUUUUCAAUCAUCCUUCCUUACCACAUACUUCAAACUUCAACUACCUGCAGCUUUUACAUUUUUAAGUACAUUUUUAAUUGCUAGAUAUGAUCACUUAUUAACACAGAGAAUAUAUUCAGGUAUUUCAUUCUAACAGGACCUAAGCAUAAAUGCCUAAAUAAGGUGUGAACAACCAUAGGAAUUAAGGAAGGAACUUCAUUUCAUUCCUAUAGUGUCCCUGUAAGAACAUUUGAUUGAAAACCUAAAUUUCCAAUUUACUAAGAUCUUUUUUUGUGCCCAGAUAUUGAAAACUAAUACAGCUUUAUUCACAGGCAGCCCCUCCCAGCCCACUGUAUUAUUAAAUU
Molecule: messenger RNA, 3380 nt
Organism: Nannospalax galili (Upper Galilee mountains blind mole rat)
Lineage: Eukaryota; Metazoa; Chordata; Mammalia; Rodentia; Spalacidae
Exons: 2
Coding region: 326-1039 (237 amino acids)
Source: RefSeq, a predicted model, not a curated record